AUGCUGUACCUUGUCGGUCUAGGUCUCUCAGACGAGACUGAUAUUACAGUCCGUGGUCUUGAGGUUGUGAAGAGGGCUUCUCGGGUUUAUCUGGAAGCCUACACGAGUAUCCUACUGGUGGACCAAUCGGUAUUGGAGGCUUACUAUGGGCGAUCUAUCGUUGUUGCCGACCGCGAGAUGGUCGAAUCGAACAGCGACGAGAUCCUACGAGAUGCACAAACUGAGGACGUCGUGUUCCUUGUCGUGGGCGACCCAUUUGGUGCCACGACGCACACGGAUCUUGUCCUGAGGGCCCGCGAGCUCUCCAUCCCUCUCCAGACGAUUCCCAAUGCGUCCAUUAUGUCGGCGAUCGGUGGAUGUGGGCUGCAGCUAUACAAUUUUGGGCAGACUGUGUCAAUGGUAUUCUUCCUAGACAACUGGCGACCGGCAUCGUUUUACGACCGAAUCAAGGAGAAUCGCGCCAUUGGUCUACACACGCUCGUGCUCCUCGACAUCAAGGUGAAGGAGCAGAGUCUCGAGAACAUGGCACGCGGCAGAAGGAUAUACGAGCCACCACGAUACAUGACGGUGAGCCAGUGCGCCCAACAGAUGCUGGAGGUUGAAGAGGGCAAAAAGGAAGGGAUAUAUGGACCUGACAGUCUCGCCAUCGGCGCAGCACGAGUCGGUGGUAAGACAGAGAAGUUCGUCGCUGGAACGCUCCAACAACUUUGCGACUCUGACGAUUUGCUUGGCCCACCACUACAUAGUCUUGUGCUGUUAGGUUCGCGAGCACAUGAAUUAGAGAGAGACUAUGCUCGUGAGUUCGCCAUAGACAAGGACAUUUGGGACAAGAUGUGGUCCGAUCAAUAUGGGAAACAAUGA
This is a messenger RNA of Xylaria bambusicola, 861 nucleotides long. RefSeq names its product Diphthine synthase. Gene Ontology annotation, biological process: protein histidyl modification to diphthamide. Gene Ontology annotation, molecular function: diphthine synthase activity. The transcript is spliced from 3 exons. The record is from RefSeq and is a predicted model, not a curated record. Bases 1 to 861 code for a protein of 286 amino acids. Lineage: Eukaryota; Fungi; Ascomycota; Sordariomycetes; Xylariales; Xylariaceae.